Molecule: messenger RNA, 1415 nt
Organism: Thrips palmi
Lineage: Eukaryota; Metazoa; Arthropoda; Insecta; Thysanoptera; Thripidae
Gene: Idh
Product: isocitrate dehydrogenase [NADP] cytoplasmic
Exons: 9
Coding region: 152-1375 (407 amino acids)
Biological process (GO): isocitrate metabolic process
Cellular component (GO): peroxisome; mitochondrion; cytosol
Molecular function (GO): isocitrate dehydrogenase (NADP+) activity; magnesium ion binding; NAD binding
Source: RefSeq, a predicted model, not a curated record
CGGCUUUCUCGUCCGGCUGCCCAUCCCACUUCUAGUGCCGUGCCUGCCGGUCGCUGUCUACGUUGUCAUUUCAACACCAGUUUAGUAACCGAAAGCUGCUCGUCGCUCAGUAGUUUCUGUGAUUCCCUACGUGACGGAAGCAACUUUCACCAUGGCCAAAAUCAAGGCGGGAGCUGUGGUAGACAUUCUCGGAGAUGAAAUGACCAGGAUUAUUUGGGACCUGAUCAAGGAGAAGCUGAUCUUGCCCUUCCUGGACAUUGAACUCCACACUUAUGAUCUGGGCAUCGAGCACAGAGAUAAGACAAACGAUCAGGUUACUAUUGACUGUGCUGAAGCUAUCAAGAAGAUCAAUGUGGGAAUUAAGUGUGCAACAAUUACUCCUGAUGAAAACCGUGUUACUGAAUUCAACCUAAAAGAGAUGUGGAAGUCACCCAAUGGCACAAUUCGUAACAUUUUGGGUGGCACUGUGUUCAGGGAGCCCAUUAUUUGCAAGAACGUUCCUCGCUUGGUUCCUGGCUGGACCAAGCCUAUUAUUAUUGGACGUCAUGCUCAUGGAGAUCAGUACAAGGCCACUGACUUCCUUGUUCCUGGAGCAGGCACCCUGACUCUUACAUUCACCCCUUCAAGCGGGGGACAGCCCAUUUCAGUGGCAGUCAAUGAAUUCAAGAGUUCAGGUGUUGCCAUGGGAAUGUACAAUACUGAUGAGUCCAUCAGAGGUUUUGCUCACUCUUCAAUGCAGUAUGCUCUCCAGCGAGAGUAUCCUCUGUACUUGAGUACCAAAAACACAAUCCUUAAGAGAUACGACGGUCGUUUCAAGGAUAUCUUCCAGGAGAUCUAUGACAAGGAAUACAAAGCUCAAUUUGAGGCCAAGAAAAUCUGGUAUGAGCACCGAUUGAUUGAUGAUAUGGUGGCGUUUGCCAUGAAGACUGAUGGUGGCUUUGUUUGGGCCUGCAAAAAUUAUGAUGGUGACGUUCAGUCUGACUCAGUUGCCCAGGGUUAUGGUUCAUUGGGAAUGAUGACAUCUGUGUUGGUAUGUCCUGAUGGCAAGACAGUAGAAGCUGAGGCUGCCCAUGGCACUGUCACCAGACAUUACCGUAUGCACCAGCAGGGCAAGGAGACAUCCACCAACCCUAUCGCUUCUAUCUAUGCAUGGACAAGAGGCCUCUUGCACAGGGCAAAGUUGGACAACAACGCCGACUUGCGCAAAUUCGCAGAGAGCUUGGAAGAAGUGUGUGUCAGCACCAUUGAAGCUGGAUUUAUGACCAAGGAUUUGGCUAUCUGUGCCAAGGGUGCUAAUGUUCAACGCUCUGACUACUUAAACACCUUUGAGUUCCUGGACAAGCUUGCCGAAAAUCUGAGAAAGAAACUUUCGUGACUAUCUCAAAAAUCUGUGCUAAAGCAUAAAAUGUAACAGA